AAAUCAUUGGUCCUUUCCACAUGUCUGCUGAUGUAACGAUAUGCCGGUUGAGGGGAAACUCAGGCUUAUGCAUUGCUAAGGCAGUCCACAUUGGAUACACGAGCCUUCAUUCUUUCUCAAACUCUACAGCAUACGAUUCAACUUUGGAUAAUCAAAGUGUAAUUUAGGUACUUAGCUAGCUAGGCAAAGUGUUAAAACACAGACAGAAUGGGCGAGGAAAUGAACGAUAACACGAUCAACACAAAUGGUGCUGCUAACAACAUGGGGGACGUGAAUCACACAGCAGAACAGACAGCAGACAGCGAUGUGAAAUACUACACCUUGGAAGAAAUAAAAGCUCAUAAUAUGAGCAAGGACACAUGGAUUAUCAUCCACGAUAAAGUGUAUAACGUCACCAGUUUCUUGGAGGAGCAUCCAGGAGGAGAGGAGGUUCUGGUGGAGCAGGCAGGUGCAGAUGCCACAGAGAGCUUUGAGGAUGUUGGGCACUCUACAGAUGCCAGAGAGAUGCUCAUCCAGUACUACGUUGGGGAGCUCCAUAUGGAUGACAGGAAGAAGGAUGGCGCAAAGGAAGCAUUCAUUACAACUUCAGGAGAUGGCUCCAGCUCGUGGACCACAUGGUUGAUACCUGCCGUAGCUGCAGUUGUUGUGGGUAUCAUGUAUCGAUACUACAUGCUGGAGCACAAGUCUUCCUGAGUCCUGACGCUGUCGUCUCUUCUCAUUCGUUCUGUCUGGAGGCCUUGACAUGUUUGACCAAACCCCCCUUGCAUUGAACGCACACAACUUUUCAGAGGUGCGCCCCGCGUCCCACUCAACUCACACAGUGCCCUCACCUUGAAGGAAAGGGAGGGAAAGGAUAAAAGAAUCCCUCUGCUUACUUUUCUAGACCUCAUCCAACAGGCAGUGGGGUGAGAUGCAUCGGAAAACUUUCUGCCCUCAGUCUCUUUAAAUAGUUUUCUAAUCUAUUCAUAUUGUUUACUCACUCUGCCUUUUGUGAUACUUAUUGUGUGGUGUCUUUUUAAGUUACUUAUUCACAUGCAAGUGAUCUAAACUGUCAUUUAUAUCUGCAAACUGUUGUCGCUAUCUGCUUUGUGAGACUUUUACUGUGAGCUCCAAAAGUAUUGGGACAGUGACCAUUUUUGUUUUGUUUUGGCUCUGUACUCAGCACUUUAUAUUUUAAA
This is a messenger RNA of Coregonus clupeaformis (lake whitefish), 1178 nucleotides long. Its product is annotated as cytochrome b5. Lineage: Eukaryota; Metazoa; Chordata; Actinopteri; Salmoniformes; Salmonidae. Bases 208 to 693 code for a protein of 161 amino acids. The transcript is spliced from 5 exons. The record is from RefSeq and is a predicted model, not a curated record. Gene Ontology annotation, cellular component: membrane; intracellular membrane-bounded organelle. Gene Ontology annotation, molecular function: heme binding.